AUGACUUUCUUGAAUUUAUGGUCGGAUACGGAGGAGAAUGACAUAAGUGAGAAGAAACAGUUUGAAGGGAAUUUUACUGGCUUGCUUUACGCAGCCGCGUUCAACCGCGUGCAGUGCGUGGAAGUGCUGCUGGAUCACGGAGCGGACCUGCACCACGUCGGCCCCUACGGCAGCACGGCGCUGCACUGGGCGGCCGACAAGGGCGCAGCGGAGUGCGUGCGGGUGCUUCUGGAGCGAGGCGCCAACUUCACCACCAGAUAUGAGUACGGACAUACGCCGCUGUACUGCGCCAUCAAUGGGCAUUCUCGUUGGUAUAUUCCCUCCCCAUAUUGUCCAGCCAAGCCAAACCGAUCUAUUGACUACCUACAAUGCGUGAAGUUGCUCUGUCACUCUGAAUAUAUUUCCUGUGUACCUCAGAAGGAGAUACAACAGUCGUUUGUUAUCGCCAUUGAAAUGGGUUAUGAAGACAUUGUACUGUACCUUCUCAAUGAGAAGAUUGUGGAUCUUUCGUAUAAGUGCAGUGAUGGAUAUAAUGCCUUGCACAUGGCAACGAACUACUCGAAAAUCGAAUGCAUUCGCGCCCUAGUAAAGGCGGGUUUUGAUGUUAACUGCAGAGAUAAUAGUGGAAGAACCGCACUGCACUUCGUCUACACGGCCGAGUGCGCGCGCGAGCUCAUUCUUCUAGGCGCGGAUGUGUCAGCUCAAGACGAAGACGGGUGGACUGCGGUGCACCGCGCCGCCGACGCAGGCCGUCAUGACGUGAUGCGUGCGCUCGUGGACGCCGGCUGCGGAGUCACGGCGACGACCAACGAGGGCCACACGGCCCUCCACCUGUCCGCGAAAAGGAACAACCUGGCGUGCAUGGCGAUGUUGCUAGAGAUGGGCGUGGACGUCAACGUAACGACUGCGGAAGGAAACACGCCGCUGCAUUGCGCUGCUCAAGGCUGGAGCAUGAGCUGCACGGAGAAGCUGGUAAGCGAAGGGGCGGACGUGUCCGCCAAGAGACCUGCAGGGCUGGACGGCGCUGCACUGGGCGGCGCGCGAAGGGCUGACCGACGGCUGCAGGUACCUGCUGGCCGCGGGGCCUGGGCCUGCAGGAGCGCACGGCGGCGGGGAGACGCCGCUGCACGUGGCCGUGCGGGAGGGCAACGCGCGCUGCGUGGAGGAGCUGUUGCGGCUGCCGCGCGCCGGUGA
Messenger RNA from Gryllus bimaculatus (two-spotted cricket), 1194 nucleotides. NCBI's taxonomy places the organism in Eukaryota, Metazoa, Arthropoda, Insecta, Orthoptera, Gryllidae. The record is from the annotation of a GenBank genome assembly.